AUGCAAAAAUAUCAAGACAAAAAGGUGAAGAAAGAUACAACAGUAACCUUGAUCAUUGAUCAAAUCAUUGCAGAAAAACCAUGCGUUUGUUUGAAGAAAUACGAAGCUAGAAUCGACCAAUUCGAAAAAGAAAAGAAGAAACCUUGUAGUUGUCGCAGAGAAGCACAAAAAUUGAUAGAAACGCCGUUUUGUCAAUGUGAGAAAUGUAAAGAAGAUCGGAAACAGAAAGCUGAGAAGUUUAUUAUUGGAGGAAUCAAGGAAACGACUGAAGACAAUGUUCCAAUCAUUGAAGGUAUUACAAGUGAACGCCCUUGCAUUUGUGUGAAGCAAUACGACGAAAAGGCCGAUAAAUACGAAAAGUUCCAAAAACGCAAACAAUUAGUUUGUUCGUUGAAGCAACAACAAGACAAAUAUAUCAUUGAUGGUGUUGUUAGUACUCCUGAAGGUCCAAUGUAUGUCAUUUCGGGGAUGCGACCCCCAAUUGAUUGUGCUUGUGCUAAGAACGCUCGCAAGGAAGAAGAGGAAAAACGCAUGGAGGCCAUAAUGCCACAUGCACCAGGUGGAAGAAUCCGAUAUGGGAUUACUGGUGUUAAGGAAACACCUACCGGAAAUGUGUAUAUCCUUGAUAGUGCUCUACCGACCGAAGAGUGUGACUGUAUGGCUGUUUACCAACAAUUCGAAGACGAACAUUUUCCUUGUAUGGGCUUGUACGAGAGAUAUUUGGCACAAACGAAAGAUGCAUACAAUGAGUUUAUGAAGGAAAUGUUGCCUCCAAGUAGUAGACGAUCAAGCGUGACGAGUUCGGUCUUUCGCCAAAGUGUUGUGGAAGGUGUUGAAAACGUAAAGCUUGAACCGGUUGAAGAAGAAGAAAAACAAAGUGAAGUUUCUUCACCGAAAUCUGAGCCAUGUGUGAAGGAAUCCAAACUGGACCAAGCAAUUGAACCAUGUGAAAAAAAAUCACAUCCAUGUGCAAAAGAAGAAAACAUUGAACCAAAAGAAAAGAAAUCAAAGUUAUGUUCAGCUUGUUCUCAGAGUUAUUAUGCUGCGUGUUGCAGUUGUGGUCAAGUCGAAUGUAAAGACUGCACGUGUGGAAAAGUAAUCGAGUGUGUUGAUUGCACGUGUGGUCCCGAAGAAGUCGAAGAAGAGGAAGUUGUUGAAGAGGAGGAAGAGGAACAGGAAUUGAAACGAUUCUUCAUUUUUGACAAAAUUUUGUGCAAUCGUAGGUGGCAAAAGAAAGUUCUGAAAAAAGCUUUACAAAGUAUGGCCGAUGAUGGUUACCCUUUAGCUAAACUUCCAGAAUGCUACAAGUUACCACACUUCAAGCUUUGGAUGCAAAUGAGGUGCGGCAAAUUUUGGACUCAGGACGAUAAAUAUAACUAUGUCUUCAAGAGCCGAAUCUUAUGGAGGCAUUGCGAUGUGUGCAAUGUCAGGCGUAAUCCGUCUCCAAAAAUGCCGAUCACUCUUCAGGAAGCUCAUAAGAUGAAUUGGUCCCAAGCACCUGCUAUCAGAAACAUGGCAAAUGUUGCAAUUGAGAGAUUUUAUCGCACUGUGAAACAGCACAGAGUCAAUUUUGGCCGUGAGUUUUUCCCCACAACUUUUUCCUACGAAUUUCCGUUUUCGACGUGGAGAGACUGUUACUUUGCAUACACUCCUUCAAAGGAAAAAGAUGUUUUGGCACGAUUUGUGUGGCAAAAGUACGAUUUUAAAAAUUUUGCCGACAUGCAAAGGGCUUGUGGUUAAGUAAUAAAAUGGAAUUUGGUUUGUCCCCAUUGCUUUGUGUUUUGGUAAUAAAUAAAUUAUGUGGAAAUGAGGU
Messenger RNA from Tribolium castaneum (red flour beetle), 1813 nucleotides. RefSeq lists its product as uncharacterized. The transcript is spliced from 4 exons. The coding region runs from base 1 to 1740 and encodes 579 amino acids. Lineage: Eukaryota; Metazoa; Arthropoda; Insecta; Coleoptera; Tenebrionidae. The record is from RefSeq and is a predicted model, not a curated record.